AUGUCUCUUCCAACUGUCUACGUCGUCGCUGCAACUGGCACCCAGGGCUCAGCAGUCUGUCGUCAACUACGCCAACUAGGCUGGACAGUCCGAGCAACAGUGCGAAACAUGCAAUCAACACAGGCUCAAGCCUUAGCCAAUAUCGGUGUUAUUCUCAACUCUGGCGAUUGGAAUAAUCAAGAUGCCCUCGCAGCUGGUCUUGAAGACUGCGACAAGUUAUUCUUGGUUCUCGCUCCCAACUACACCGAUUUGGAUGAUGAGCGAGUUUGGGCUCAGAACAUCUUGUCUCUUGCUAAGCAGAAGGGUGUGUCUGAUGUUGUCUACUCGAGCUCCGUUAGCGCUGAUGCUCCUGAGAAACGCACUCUUCUUUCGCCCAAACAUCUUCUCCCCAGGAGCCUUUUCGUCAAGAAUGUUAUUGAGGGGCUCGUGAAGCGCGCGGGCUUUGAGCAUUGGACUAUUCUACGCCCCGGCUUCAUCAUGACCAAUUUACUUGCACCAAAGGCCCUCUUUUAUCGCGACUUAUUUGAGAAUAACACUUGGUUGACAGCUUUGACGCCCGAUACUCAGCUCAACUUGAUCGACCCCGAAGACAUUGCAAAGUUCGCCGUCGCUGCGUUGCACGACCCUGCGAAAUUCCACGGUCACGGGAUCGAUCUUGUUGGGGAACGAUUGACGGCUGUUGAGAUGAUGGAAGCUCUAUCUGAGGUUGUGGGGCGCGAGAUAACGGCUUCCUUUUACACUGAGGAACAGAUCGCGCAGGACAUUGAGAAGAAUCCGUUUAUUGGAGCAUCGCUCUUUUUGCGGGAUGGAGUGAAGCAUGUUGAUGCUGAGAAGGUCAAGACUUGGGGGGUUCCGAUGGGUACUUACAGGGAGUUUCUUGCUCGAGAGAAGGAGGCUGUUCAGAAAACGUACAAUUGA
Fusarium coffeatum is the source of this 918-nucleotide messenger RNA. RefSeq lists its product as uncharacterized. The coding region runs from base 1 to 918 and encodes 305 amino acids. The record is from RefSeq and is a predicted model, not a curated record. The transcript has a single exon. NCBI's taxonomy places the organism in Eukaryota, Fungi, Ascomycota, Sordariomycetes, Hypocreales, Nectriaceae.